This is a messenger RNA of Rhododendron vialii, 3267 nucleotides long. RefSeq names its product LRR receptor-like serine/threonine-protein kinase EFR. Gene Ontology annotation, molecular function: protein binding. The coding region runs from base 43 to 897 and encodes 284 amino acids. The record is from RefSeq and is a predicted model, not a curated record. The transcript is spliced from 2 exons. NCBI's taxonomy places the organism in Eukaryota, Viridiplantae, Streptophyta, Magnoliopsida, Ericales, Ericaceae.
UCGCAUUCUUCUUCCUCUUCAAUAUUUAGAGCGCUAAAGUUGAUGACGCUUAUCUCGUCAUCUCUGUUAAUUCACAUGAUCGAGCUACUUAGCUUGGUGUUAUUUUUCACCACUGCCACACAAGUAAUGUGCAGAUUGAGCAAUGAGACAGAUCGACUAGCAUUGCUUUCAUUCAAGGAACUUAUAGCCGAGGAUCCGCUCGGCUCAUCAAGUUCCUGGAACAAUUCUCUCGAUCUCUGCAAAUGGGACGGAGUAACGUGCAGUCGCAAGCAUCGGAGAAUAGUGGUUCUGGACUUGAGGGGAAAAAGUCUGAGCGGAAUACUGUCACCUUUCUUGGGAAACCUCUCUUUCCUCAGAUCCCUUUACCUCCAGAACAACAUAUUCCAAGGUAAAAUCCCAAUGGAGCUCGGCCUCUUGUUCAGGCUGCAACAUUUGAAUCUCAGUUUCAAUUCUCUCCAAGGGGAAAUUCCAACCAAUUUGUCAAACUACCUUACUGCCAUUGAUUUCAAGUCUAACAACCUAGUUGGCAAAAUCCCAGCAUCAUUUGGUUCUCUCUCCAAGCUCACUUAUCUUAACCUUUGCACCAACAACCUCAUCGGAGGGAUUCCACCAUCUCUCGGUAACCUCUCUCUCCUCCGGAUAGUGGAUUUGGGAGUGAAUAGUAUCACAGGAACUAUUCCAUAUUCAAUCGGUCUGCUUCCCAACCUUCGGGCAUUUAGCAUUGGUGUGAAUAAAUUGUCAGAAUAUGGAGUUGGAGGGAAGAUAUCUACACAAGGAGAUGUUUACAGCUAUGGGAUCCUUCUAUUGGAAAUGAUGACAGGAAGGAGACCAACAGAUGAAAUAUUUACGGACAGACAAAGCCUUCAUGAAUUCUGUAAAUCAGCAUUGCCUGAGUGAGUGAUGGGGACUGCAGAUUCGCAAAUGCUAUUUGAAGAACCUAAGGAAGCAAGAAACGAUGUUGAUCAAAAUGAGAAAAUCAGACAAGCCAAAGUGAGGGAAUGCUUGAUGUCCCUUAUGAGGAUUGGGGUUGCAUGCUCUGCAAAAUCACCUAGCGAAAGAAUGAAUGUCAAGGAUGCCUUGGUAGGAUUAAUGACAAUAAAGGAAGUAUUUCUUGGAGUAGGUAUCCAUGGCAAGCGACAUUCCUGUGAAGAAACAUCUCGAGCUCGCUACUAAGGAAAUACAUAAUAAGUGCCAAAAUAUAUAUAUUUUGGCCCUCCAAUCUAUACUUACUAGUCUUUUAUAUUUGUUAAUUGGUAUUUAUUUUGCAUUUUUAUGUUUACAGGUUGCUCGAGCUCGAUUUUCAUGAUUUUUGGGUAAAGAUGGAAGUUAACAAAAGUUUUGGAUUGAAGUGCAAAAUGCAUUAGAAUUUUGAUGGUCAAUUUAAUAUUAGACAAAAUUCAAGGGACCACUAUGUGAUUAAUCCAUUCAAUCCUAUAAAACCAGGGGGCUGCUAUUCGCAGCCCCGUAUUUUCUCCCGUAGCCCGUUAAAAAAUUUCAACUAAUUACAACAUGACCCCCUAAUGUAGAAUGACCUACUUACCCUUAUACCUAUACAUGAAUUGACUUAUAUGCCCUUAUGAUCAAAACCCCUAAAUUAUCCACUACCCCCUUCCCCCUCAAAAUCAUCAUUCACGUUUUAAAAGAAAAAAACAGACACAGACCUCCUGUUCUUCAUCUUCGGCUUUCUACUGUUCAUCUUCUCUUUUCCUUUAUCUCUAAAUCAUCAUUCUCUUUUCUCCUCUCUUUCAAAUUUUUCAUUGGAGGAGGAGCAAGGACCAAAUAUUUUAUCAAUGGAAGGUUCAGUCCUUCCAUUGAUCCAUUUUUUGACCCACUUGUAGGAUUGGAUUUUGAAAUUGAAUCAAAUUCUAUUAGCAACCAUAUGAUGGCAGAUGAGAAGAAAGAUACUGUGAUGGACAUUAUAUCUUGGAAGCCACGUGAGGAGGUAAGUUUUCCGUUUACAAUAGCCUCUGCUUUGUUAUUGUGGCGUCUCGAUUUACAAAAUCCAGUUUUACGAGGGUUUUCGAUGUUUCUGGUUUGAAUAGAAUAACCACUGUAAUUUCAGUAGUUAACCACUAUAAAAUAUUACCAUACUCGACAGUUAGUUAUCGAAAUUGAGAUACAUUUUCAGCAUCCAAUUACCGAAAUAUAUGUUUCUUAUUUUUAUUAUAUGCAUUUCCGACAUGUAGUUACCAAAAUAUAAUCUUGUUUUCAACAACUAUUUACCGAAAUGUAUGUAUGAUUUUCCUAUAUAGUAUAAAGUUCGGCAGUUGGUUACCGAAGGUUGAACAUAUUUUCAACAUGAAUUUACCGAAAUAUAAUCUUGUUUUCAACAGCAAUUUACCGAAAUGUAUGCAUGAUUUUCCCUAUAUAGAUAGUUUGACAGUUGUUUACCGAAGUUUGAACAUAUUUUAGAUGUGUAGUUAACGAAAUAUAAUUAUUUUUUAACAGCUAUUUACCGAAAUGUAUACAUGAUUUUCGUAUAUAGUGGUUCGGCAGUUGUUUACCGAAGUUUGAACAUAUUUUCGAUGUGUAGUUACCGAAAUAUAAUCUUGUUUUUAAUAGCUACUUACCGAAAUGUUAUGUACGAUUUUCAUAUACAUAGUUCAGCAAUUGGUUACCGGAUUUGUACAUAUUUUCGACAUGUGGUUAUCGAAAGUGAUACUUAUGUUCAACAGUUAUAUACCGAAUUCUAUGUAUUUUCGACAUUCACUGACUGAAUCCCGAGAGGUAGAAAACUUGUUUUAAUGGACUUUUGAUUUUUUGAUACUUUCUUCAGGGUGAUACUUCAACGCAUGGCAGUCACAUAGGUCUAGUGACCAUAGCACUGGAGUUCACGACAGAGAAUGUGAGUGCGCAUGGCAGCCACAUAGGUCUAGUGGCCCAAAUGGGAGCAGGCCAAGGAAUGGGAGACAUUUUUUUCUGCCCAAAUAAAAGCGUUUAAAGCCAUAAUAUGAAGUGAUGUAGCAACCGCCGAGUUCUUUGAAGUAGAUUAGUUUUGUUUUAUAUGUAUGGUUAUCAUGUUGAUGCUUUACAUUGCAAUGUUGUUGACUAAGCACAUCCAUGGAGUUUGGUUUAGCUCUUUGUGCCAUUUAUUUUAUUAUGAGGUUGAUGUGAAGAAAUUGACUUAGCACAGGUUGAUUUCGUCAUCUGCAUUCCGAAGUUAAUGUAAUGUUCCUGUAGUUCCUGUAGCUACAGAUCGAUAUUUUUGUAAUUUUCCAGCAUUUACAACCCGAAAUUGUUAUAAUAUUUCAGCACUUGGAUACUGAA